Molecule: messenger RNA, 1216 nt
Organism: Symphalangus syndactylus (siamang)
Lineage: Eukaryota; Metazoa; Chordata; Mammalia; Primates; Hylobatidae
Product: TBC1 domain family member 25-like
Source: RefSeq, a predicted model, not a curated record
AGUAUGAAUGGGAUGUGUGUUGGUUUCCUAGCUCAUUGAUUUCUGUUUCUAUCAAUCCCUAGUUUCUUUCGGUGCUUAAACUAUAUAGGUCCUUUAUUUUUGUUUUCCUAUUAUAACACAGAAGGAAUGAAAGUGUUUGCUUCUCCUCUGAAUUUGCUGCUGGAGCUCAAGCGAGAGUUCGCUUUCAAAGAUGCCCUCUGCAUGUGCGAGGUCACCUGAAGUUCGCUGUCCCCUGAUCCUCCUGAACAUGAGGGAGAACUGGUUGGAUCCCCCAGCUAAGUGGCAGACACUGGUUUUGGUGGCCACAGGGGGCGGCCCAUGUGACAGGCACAUGCUAAGGCCUGCCAGUGGAGGAGGUAGUACCUUUGAAGAUGCCAUUGACCACCUGGCCACAGCCAGCCAGGGGCCUGGUAGCAGGGGGUGUCACCUGAGACAAGCCGUCCUGGAUGGCCUCCAGCAACUCAGGGAUAACAUGGGCUUCAGGAGGGACCCUCUGGUCCAGCUGCCCCACCCAAUUGCCCUUAUUAGCUCCAAGUCCCUCUCCAAACCUUUGCCAAACUCCCCAGACCCACUGCUCUCCUCCUUUUCCCACCCUGAUUCCCCAUCUUCCUCAUCUCCACCAUCCACCCAGGAGGGGUCUGCCACUGCUAACAUGGCUGUAAGCUCCCCCUUGGUGCGAGAGGUAGGCUCCCCGAAAGACCCUGGAAAGUCCCUGCCACCCACACCACCAAUGGGACUGCCCCCACCCCAGGAGUCUGGCCGGGGGAACCCAUUUGUGCUGUUCUUCUGCCUGGCCCUCCUGCUGGAGCACCGCAGCCACAUCAUGCGCAAUGGGCUGGAUGACAACGAGCUGGCCAUGUGCUUUGACCGCCUCGUGGGAAAACGCCACCUGGGGCAUGUCCUGUGCUGGGCUAAGGCUCCUUUGCUGAUUACCUGCAGUCAGAGGUGUGGGACUUGGAGGAGGGGGCUGAGGCCACAGCUGCAUCUUGAUCAGGCUUUCUCCAGCCCACCAUCAGCCCCACCAGAUCUCCAUUCUUUGCCAUGAGGGCCAACACAUGAGAACCCACAUCCCUGCCUGCCAGCCCUAGACCUGCUGGAGCAUGGAGCCCUUCCUCCCCAGGUCUAAGUAUGCAGGGCCCUGCUCCAGCACUGCCCACCCACCACAUAGAGCCCUUUCUCUACAGGUCCAAGUAUGCAGGGCUCUGCUCCGGCACUG